Bipolaris victoriae FI3 is the source of this 1755-nucleotide messenger RNA. RefSeq lists its product as hypothetical. NCBI's taxonomy places the organism in Eukaryota, Fungi, Ascomycota, Dothideomycetes, Pleosporales, Pleosporaceae. The coding region runs from base 1 to 1755 and encodes 584 amino acids. The record is from RefSeq and is a predicted model, not a curated record. The transcript is spliced from 4 exons.
AUGAUGGUAGAUGCACCAAAUCGGUCAAACAACAGUACCCCGAAUCUGGCCAGUGAUUCCUCACCGCCAGAACAGCUGCAGAGAAGAAACACUUCAGUCACAACCAUGGCACGGCAAUACGAAUUCUUCGUGACGACAACAAAACCACAUCUGCCAAACGGAGCCGAACGGGGUAUGAUUCGUCGAUUAGUUAUGCGCAACUUCUUCGAUACGAAGACAACUGCGCCGCAGGUGGAUAUUCCAGAGCAAAGCUCAGCAACCACCGUCAUGGCAAGAAAUCAACUAAGCAAUCGGUUCCGAAUCCAACGAUCAAAAAGCGAAGAUACUACCAAAGGCAGAAAACUUAUGUUGAAGAAUGGGAAAGGUAAAAGCAAGGGGAAAAGACGUUCGUCGCCCAUAGGUACAACAGAGAACUAUGUCAUGGAUCAAAUGACAGGAAUAGGAUGCUAUACAGCAAAAAAUGCAAAAGAAAAAUUGAGAGAAGGAACAAUCGAACCGGCGUUGAAAAUUCCCACGUUACGGAUAGAUCCAAGCGCUCAUCGUAUCGAUCCUUUUGACAUCUUGCCGAUACCAGGGACGCCGCAGUUCGAUAUGUUAUUUCAGCUAUACAAAAGCGCACCUAAAACCAAUUCUAUUGCUAUUGACGCAAAGAACACAUGGCCAACCUGGACCAUCCAUGACGCUGGCCUUUUGCAUGCUACUCUGGCAACGUGGGCAAUAUACGGAGUGCUUGCAAAGGGUCUUAGUGAGCUACAUUGCUGUCAUCUCAAGCACAAAAGUGGCGCCAUCAGCGCCAUCAGUUCCAAGCUCAUGGAGCCUGAUGGAGUCGUCUCAGACGAGGUUAUUGGCACUGUCUUGAUACUUGCAAGUUUUGAGAAUCUUUUCGGAGCAUAUGAUACCGCUCAGAUGCAUUUAAUGGCUCUAAAUCAAAUGCUGACUGCGAGAGGUGGGUUAUACGCGAUUGAACACAACGAUGGUUUGCUACGGGGCAUCUUAUGGGCAGAUUUCCAUACAGCUGCGGCUUUCCGGACACCGCCCUCAUUCCCGCUUGUGUGCCUUGAUUCAGAUGCACCCCUCUUACCUGAUGAACUCAUGGAAGAAGCAGCAUAUAAAUCACCCACAUCGCUGCUUCAAUUGUCCCUUGCUGCGACAGAGUGUUUCAAUAUCUUUUACCGCUUACAUCGAAUCUCCCUAGCAAUGUCCUCACAUUGGUCUGGAAAGGUCUCCCGGCUUACACUAAGCAACCUUCUCUACCACAUGCAAAACAUUAUUCUCUCUGUCCCUGAUCGAUCGCGCGACUUCAUCGAGUUUGAUAGAGAGGUUCAAGCCUGCAGGAACGAGGGCGAAGAGGACCAAAGAAAGAAGGCAGAUGCAGCAAGUGUGGUCGAGGGUCUUCUCGCUGCAACGCUCAUCUUCGUAUAUACUGCCUUACGGGGACUGCCGGCCAAUGCAAAGAUCUUCGCCAUUCUCCUGGGUCGGCUGCGCGUCGCCAUUGAUCGACCCGCUACUUCAGCAGUAGAGGUAUGGGGACGCGAAAAGAACCUGAAGAUGCUAGUCUGGGUGUUGGUCGUGGCGUGUUCGGUUGUAACAUCUAAUGAAGAUCGCGCUUGGUGGAUUUCGAAGCUUUCUGACAUGUGUGGUAUAUUGGGGAUUGAACGCCAGGCUGAGCUGGAAGAUGCCAUGCAACAUAUAGCCUGGAUUGAUGUUUUCUUCAAUCGUAAACUAGACAAGAUAUGGGAAGAUCUGACGGUGUAG